CACCUCUCUCCCACCUUGUGCUCCCGAGGCUUGCUGGCGUCGUCCCCGUUGUUCAUGCACGGCGGCGGUCAAUGGCUACGAUACAGAACAGGCCGUUUUCGAAGGACUACAGCGGUCUCAUCAACCAGUCCGUGGUCGCGGGAGUGAUAUUCCUCAUAACCAUCAGCGCACAUGAGUUUAUGAAAAGGAAGCGGCGCGGCAAAGUGCCCACUGGCGAAGGCUUGGGCAGCGUAGAGUCUUGGGAGUUUGGAUACCUAUACCAGGGCAGGUCAUGGGCCAAGCGCCCUUCCCCACCUCAUCCCCGCGGAUGGCCUCUAGGAUGGAUCAAGCCCGUCCUCAAGUUCCCCGAGGACCGUAUGAACAAGCUUCGCGGCGUGGAUGCUACACUUUACACACGCUUCCUACGCGGUUGCUUCUGGUUCGCCCUCUUGCAGACUCUGACGACUUUGCCCAUCUUGUUCCCCAUUCAUGUUACCUUCUCCGACGGAUCAGUCUCGCCGAAGUCCAUGACCCGCGCUUCCAUAUCCUCGCUGGUAUCUACGGAAAAGGGCCUCUCUUUGCUAUGGGUUCACAUCAUCCUCAUGUUCUGGAUCACGUUCACCUGGUUCGGCACCUUGUUCUGGAUCUGUCGUGGGGCUUUCCGCUUCCGCGCGCAGAAUAUCCUCGCCGCUGCGAACCAAGCCGCCUCGGAAACCUCUGCCAAGGAACGUGCUCAAUACGACCCGCACCCCCAUCCUCAGUAUCCCUUCCACUCGCUAGCGCCUCUGGACGAAGACCACAGCACGCGGGGUUUACGCUUGCGGACCGUUAUGGUGACCAACAUUCCACAUGGGCUGAGGACAGAGAAGGACCUCAAGGAGUACUUUGAAUAUUAUCUGUCGCGUGGCGUGGCACGGCCGGCGAUAGGUAUCACCUCCUCCACUCAACCCGGCUUCCUCAACAAGAUCUUCGUUUACUUGUUCAACCGGGCUCGCCGGCUACCUUCUCAAGUCCACAAAGUACGAACGUCCGACCAAAGUGGUGCUCCGCUAGACACAGCGCGCUCUUCUUCGUCGCAUGAAGCCAGCUCCGAAGGCCACGACGUCCCAGCGAUCGACCGCGUUAUGAUCGUCCGGAAGAUGAACGAUCUUGCCUCGCUCCUGGAGCGGAGGGAGGAGAUUCUUCGCCUCCUGGAAACCGCGCAUAUCAAGCUUGCGCGCAAGGCACUAGCCAGCGUAGAGCUUGCUCUGUCCAACAAGCAAGACGUCGGUGUCCUACGGAAGGCUGCCCGGCGCAUGUCUGUUGCGGCCAAGAGGAUGUCUGUUGCAGGCGGGCUGGACGUGGAAGCAGUGGCUCAAAGCGAAGAGGACGCACCUGAGGGCGAAGACAGAACCGAGCUGCUCGUGCGCACUCUCAAGCCGUUUCUUCCCGCGCCUGGCGCCGGCGUUGUCUCCAACGCUAGCGUUACGUCCGGGUGGCGAACAUUUCGAGCGCGGAAGUGCCCUGACCUCGAGUCUACCCACCCUCCCAGUCCCGAGAAGUCCAAGUCCUCAGAUGAAAAGACCGUUUGGGACGCCUUGCUUAGCCUUCCGCGGAGCACGCUUGAUGCAUACCAACCCCUCAUCCAUCUGUCCUCUAUCUUUCGCGGCAAGACGGUUCCGGCGAUCGACUAUUACACGGCGAAGCUGCAGAUCGUGACGAACAUGAUCAUCGAGAAGCGGUCGAUGGCGCUGUCAGACUUCGAAGCGAUGCCGACUGCCUUUGUCACUUUCGUCGACCCGGCGGACGCACGGCGGGCGUGUAAGUACCUCGCAGUACACCCGGAGAACCCACUGCAAUGUCUCGUCGUUAUGGCGCCUUCGUUUGAAGACUUGGACUGGAAGAGGCUUAUGAAACCUACGUUCAGGGCAGAGUUCGUCAAGGAUUGGGUGGUGGAGCUGGGCGUGUGGGCAUUCACGCUGUUCUGGGUCUUCCCCGUGACGAUUUUCGUCGGUCUCGUCAACAUUCAGAACCUCAGUACCUUCGUCCCCGGACUGAUGGACUAUCUCCAGAAACACCAAUGGGAAGAAGAAUUGUUGCAAUCCUUCCUGCCCACACUUCUCGUCGCUCUUCUUUCGCUGUUGAUACCUCUGAUACUUCUCCUCAUCGCGAAACGGGCCCAUACCAUCGCAACCUUGUCCUCUCUGCACGACCGCAUCAUGACACGAUACUACAAAUUCCUCGUGGUGAACGUUCUCGUAUUUUUCUGCGUCGGUACGGUUGCCCUGCAAUCGUUCUUGGUAUCCUUCGAAAACGCGACCGCCCCGAAAGUGGCCGAGGUCAUCUCGCAGAGCUUCCCGGUCGCCGGACCCUUUUAUGUUGGAUGGUUUAUCUUCACGAUGGCUAUCCACGGCGGUUUAGAAAUUGCACUUUUUGGACUGCCUCUCAUCAUGUAUCCAACGACAAGGCGCCAAGUAACGCCACGCAAACGGGCGAUGGGUAUUCGACCCCGCACUUAUAAUUAUUACUACUGGCUCCCGAAUCACGUUCUCGUCAUCCAUAUCUUGCUCGUCUUCGCUGUCCUCAAUCCGCUCGUCAUCCCGUUCGCAUUUAUAUAUUUCUGUGUGGAAGCUACUCUCGUCAAAAAUCAGCUACUCCACGUUUAUGCGAAGAACUAUGAGGGCAAUGGCCAAACUUUGCUUAUCCGUAUGGUCCGCUAUUCUCUGGACGGUUUGAUGCUCUCACAGGUCGUCUUCCUCGCGUACAUGGUCGUAAAUAAGAAGACCGUCAACGUUGGCUUGUCGGGCGUGCUCAUUAUCUUCACCGCCGCCUACAAGAUGUUCCUCACUCGCCUCUGCCGUGCGCGGUUCGAGCGUGAUGACAUUUUGGAGGCCCAGGUUGUCUGCGGCACAGGCAACGCGACGGAGGAUCUGAUCGACGAGGCACAGCCGUGUGACGAAGCGCUCCAGAGCGAGAUCAGGAAGCUAGAGGACACUCGCGUAGAUGUCUGGUCCUGGAAGUUCCCCUUGAAGUUAAGUUUCCCGUACGCGACGAUUGCGAGUCGGCCAAAGCGGACACAGCGGCGCGGGGCGAAUCCGUUUGGGCCCGCGCGCAGGACGGACUCCAUGCAGCCGCUGAAUCCGACUUCGCCGCGCAGUGCCAAUGAACCCGACUCCUCUCCUCCUGGUCUUCCACUGCCGCUCUGGAGAGAGACCAGCGCCGACGACGAAGUCCGGCCUGUCGCCCCCGAGGAGCCUCCUGCCAGUACCGCUGUUGUCUCCCGACACCCACCUCAUCCCGCCUGGGAGGACGAGUCGUCUACCAGCCAUACCUACGCAAACCCGUACUUCACACGGGACAUCGACAACGUCCUCUGGCUUCCCCGAGAUCCGCUCGGCAUCCUCAACCUCGACGACACCGUGAACAUGCGCAUGUCGCUCACGACCCAACCUGGGGCUGGACGGCUCGGCGCCUGGAGGGAAGAGGACUACAUCGAGACCGACUUGUCUAUCGCCUUCGCUACGAGCUUCGGCAGCGUUGAAGAAGAAGAGUCUCUUCACCCGAGCUACUUCAGGCGCGUGGAUGGAACAGAGGACAUCCAGCUGCCCCCCGCAAUCGCCUCCCGGGUCGAGUCUAUUGACAAGGAGGAGAUCGAGAUCGCGCCGAUGCCCCGACGUCAGUCAAAACGCCGAAAAUCAAACCACAGCGCGCCGGGCUUGCACCUCGGUAUCCAGCGACCAAGUACGUUCGACGUCACGUCGUCUUCGGCAUUCCGGUCCAUGUCUAUUGGGUCGGAGUCAGACUCUCGGAGUCGCCCUCCAGCUGCCUCGCUCUUCCGGCCGUCGGAGUCACGUCGCCGAAACCGCGCCGCAUCUAUGGAUUACGAGCUCGGGAUGCGAAGUAGCAGCCCCCCACGGGGCAGCCGCGUCUCCCGAUCCAUGCUUUCUGUGGUUGACCCGCCCCCGAUGCUGCCACAUUACUCCAGCCACAGCUCGGGUUCGAAGGUCAUCUCCGUGCAGGAGGCGGUCUACAGCGUGGCCAUCGCCGAGGAAGAGGACGCAGCAGAGGACGUCAAGGAGCGCGAGGAGGAAGAAGCCGAGCAGGUGCAGCAGCCGAAGUCCUGGCUGACGUCCUGGAUGUUUGCGAGGCCGACAUGAUCACGACCGCGACGACCUGUAUGAUGCGGCUGCGCGCUAGAGAUUCACGACGAACUCCCGCGCAUGCGCGCACGCCUAACUUAUCCCUUCAGUUGACCCACGUUUUCACGAUUCUUGUGCUCUAUAGGGCGGCGGCGACGCGUCCAUACCCCGGAAGACAUAACCUCUGUACCAGUUUAAUCACUUCGAUAUAUCCAUGAUUCUGCCGAACGCGCCCCCGUGGACUGAGUUGCGCGACACUGCGCUGUCGCGCAUCGUUUCAUGCACACUUGGCGGCCGUGAUCAUGCGGCUCAUUUUCUCC
Molecule: messenger RNA, 4417 nt
Organism: Trametes versicolor FP-101664 SS1
Lineage: Eukaryota; Fungi; Basidiomycota; Agaricomycetes; Polyporales; Polyporaceae
Product: DUF221-domain-containing protein
Exons: 17
Coding region: 72-4115 (1347 amino acids)
Cellular component (GO): plasma membrane
Molecular function (GO): calcium-activated cation channel activity
Source: RefSeq, a predicted model, not a curated record